Molecule: messenger RNA, 3012 nt
Organism: Dipodomys spectabilis (banner-tailed kangaroo rat)
Lineage: Eukaryota; Metazoa; Chordata; Mammalia; Rodentia; Heteromyidae
Product: collagen alpha-1(I) chain-like
Exons: 9
Source: RefSeq, a predicted model, not a curated record
AUGCUCCACCUCCCCGGCGCGGCGGGCGAGACGGGCCGGUGGUGCGCCCUCGGCGGACUGGAGAGGCCUCGGGAUCCCACCUCGGCCGGCGGGGGGGGAGACACGGGCGCGGGGGAGGGCGGGACGCGCGGCGGGGGAGAGAACCCCCCCGGACCGGCGACCGCCCGCCCCGCGCCCGAGCGCCCCCGCCGGCCUUCACCUUCAUUGCGCCACGGCGGCUUUCGAGCGAGCCCCCGACUCGCGCACGCGUUAGACUCCUUGGUCCGUGUUUCAAGACGGGUCGGGUGGGUGGCCGACGUCGCCGCCGACCCCCAACCCGACUCCGGGAAGACCCGGGCCCGGCGCGCCGGGGGCCGCUACCGGCCUCACACCGUCCACGGGCUGGGCCUCGAUCAGAAGGACUUGGGCCCCCCACGAGCGGCGCCGGGGAGUGGGUCUUCCCCCGGGCUGCGGGAGAAGCGGCCCGCCCGCGAGCGAGCGCGGGCCGCCCCGACCCGGGACGGGGGCGGAGUCUGGGAGAGACCGGGGACCGGCCUCCCCACGGGCCCGCCGCCCCGACCCCUUGGACGGACGGGCGACCCCCGACGGGUCUUUAAACCUCCGCGCCGGAACGCGAUACCAGGUACCUGGACACGAGAGGGCGGACGAGCGAGAGGCGGGGUGAGGUGCCACCGCGGGGAGCCGGCCCCAGACCGGGCCACCGAGGCCGCGGGGGGCGAGGGCGGGGCGGAGGGGAAGGCGAAGGCGGACCGAGAGGGGGGAGGACGGCGGCCGCACACGGUGCGAGGCCGAGCCCCCCCCGACCGACGCGCGAGGCGCCCAGUGCGGGAAAGCCAGCGGGGGAGGGGACCGCCACGAGGGCGCGCAGGCGAGGCGAGGCAGGGGCCCGAGGCGCGGCGCCCCGCGGCGGCGCAGAACGGGAGAGGAGCGCGGGGACGCGGGGAGCGGAGCGCAGAGACGGAGGAGGCGGGCCGACGGGGAAAAGCGGACGCGGCGGCGGCCCCCAGCGGCUGGGGAAUGCGACGCGCCACGCGGGCCCGGACGCGGGCGGGGUCGGCGGAGCAGGGGCAGGGGGAAGCGGCCGGCGGGCGACACGACCCACCCGCAACAUGCCUUAACCCGGGCAACCGGCUCGCCCACCCGGCGGCACGGGCGCCGCGGGGACGGCACCGCACACGGCCACACCCACCGGGCCGACGCCGGCCACGCGAUCCCAGCCGGCCUCCCUACCGCUCCUUCCUCUCCUCUCUCGCGCCCCCUCGCCAACUCAACCCGUCCGCGGCCGCGGGAAACACCGGGACGGGGGAAGGUCCUCACCGGCACGGCCGCCCCGGGAGCGGGCAGGUCCCUCCUCCCAGGCCGGCCCCGACGUGCGAGAGCGGGCCACACGGGGACGGACGACGACGGCGACGCGGGAAAGACGGCGACGACGACGAGGAGGAGCCCCGAGGGACCGCGGCGCCGGAAACCCCGGCGGAUCGCGGAAGGCCACCCUCGCGCCGAAUAGUCAAGUUCGACCGUCUUCUCAGCACUCCGCCAGGGCCGUGGGCCGACCCCGGCGGGGCCGAUCCGAGGGCCUCACUAAACCAUCCAAUCGCGGGCGGCAGCGAGGAGGAGACGGGGAGCCAACGAGGGGGAGCGAGGGCGGCGAGGCGGAUCCCGGGUCGCCGCACACCAGAACGACCGGGCAGGCCCGACCGGCCCGAGAGCACACACGAGGGUGGGCGCGGAGCGGGCGCGGGAAGGGAGGGAGGCGCGGACCUCGAUCCGGGAGACCGAGGCCACCGACCAGCGAACGCCGGCAGCGACCGGGAAGACCGACACCGGCGGGCCAAGCCGGCCGCCGACGCGACCCAACCGCCACCAUCCAGGACGGCGGCGCGGGCACACGGGCAAGCCGGCCCGAAUUCACUCGCUCGCACGGACGCGGGGGCCGAGCACACAGCGACCCGCGCCGCCGCGGACCGGCGGUGCCGGCAGGGGGUCGGGGGUCCGCGGCGACGACCCGUCGGCGACAAGUCACCGGCCAACGGCGGCGGCCGGAGGCGGCGGCAGGGACCCCGGGAGGCGGGCGACACCAAACCCAACGCACGCGAGCACGCUCACACGCGGACACCGCCGGCACAGAGCGGACAGGGCCAGGCACGGGAACCGGGGUCGCGCCGGGCACGCGGCGGCGACACGCCGAGAGAGCACAACACCCCGGAUCCGGGACAGGGGCGGGGACGAAGCCACACGGCUCGAGACGGAGGAGACGAUGCGAUGCGGGCAAGCCUACGCACGGCGAAGCGGGAGGGAGGCGCGGGAACCCGGGACAACAUCGCGCAGGCACGCGAGGCGGCGCCCAGCGGGAGGAGGCACGUCGUGACGCCGGCUUCGGGCCCCUCGGACGGCCAACUCCCGAGCGAGGGACGCACGCGGGAAUCUCACCACCACCGCCCCCGUGGCGUACCGGCGGUCCCGCUGGCAGGAACCCUCGUCAACACCAACACAACGCCCGACUCGACCGUCCGCCGGUGGCCGGCCACCAGGCCAAACCGGCGAGGAUCGCGGAAGGCUGAUGCGGGUGAGGAGGGCACGCCGGAAGCACAACAAGAAGAGCAGCGGGAGGGUCACCGGGUCGGGUCACCGGGGCGAGAGGCGAGUGAGCGAGCGGCCACCCCCUCACACGGGCGGGUGGCGCAGCCGCAGACCAACGGGGAGGUGGGACCUUUCCGGGCACAGCCGGCACGCCAGGUAAACGAACGCGGGAUCUCACCACCCCCAACUCCGGGGCGGUCCCGCGCAACGCCUGGGACACCGAGCCGGCCGACCAGCGGACCGGAAACCCCCACCGCGGCAGCGGCGGGCCCCCCCAAAAGAGGCCCGAGAGGGAAAAGGCAGCUCUCGCACACACCUCAAAGACCCCGUGAACGCCCGCGGAGCCGCCCGCGCCAGCAGGGCCCCACCGCCUCCAUCCACACCACACCGCCGGGCACAGCACCCAUCAUCGACCGCCUCUUUUUCGGCCGC